Messenger RNA from Vicugna pacos (alpaca), 2626 nucleotides. The record is from RefSeq and is a predicted model, not a curated record. NCBI's taxonomy places the organism in Eukaryota, Metazoa, Chordata, Mammalia, Artiodactyla, Camelidae.
CUCUGGGCGCGGCGGGUAAACGCUGGACUUGGCUGGGGCGGGGAGGGAGGGGCCGCGAGCCGCAGAGCCUCUGGCUUCCGCCCCGCCCCAGGUUCUUGGGAACUCCGCGGGUCCCGGCCUAGGUGAGUGAGGGACCCCAGACGGAUUCAGGACCAAGAGUUCAUUGAGAUGUCCAGAAAUGAUUGCAAAGGACGCAAAGCAGGAGGAUGACUUAGUUGGGUCAUGGGUGACCUGUGCCCAUUCCGAGCUCCCUGCCUUCCCCCUGGAACUAACCAGAGCCUUGUCAGUGACCCACCUCCACAGCCACUCAGGGGCCCAUAAGACAGAGGACGCUGGAGUUGGGGGACUCUUUAGACAAAGGCCAGACAUGGCUCAGCUGACAAACAGGAAGUGCACGGGCAUCUAGGAGACACACCUGGCGUUCAGAUGAGGAAGACUGAGGCCCACUGGAAGCACAGAGCACAGCCCUUGCACCCUCUGCCCCCAAGUGCUCCAUGCAGGUGCCACAGGAUGGAGAGGACAUUGCUGCCCAACCCUGGUACCACGGACCCCUGUCCCGCCAGAAGGCUGAGGCCCUUCUCCAGCAAGAUGGUGACUUCUUAGUUCGUGCAUCUGGGUCCCGUGGGGGCCACCCCGUGAUCUCCUGCCGCUGGCGGGGCUCAGCCCUACACUUCGAAGUGCUCCGUGUGGCCCUGCGUCCCCGGCCAGGCCGGCCCACAGCCCUCUUUCAGCUGGAGGAUGAGCGUUUCCCAAGCCUACCUGCCCUGGUUCACAGCUACGUGACUGGCCAGCGUCCACUGUCCCAGCUCACAGGGGCUGUGGCCUCCAGGCCGGUGACACGACAAGGACAUAUUCGACGCAGUUUUAGUGAGGACACCCUUCCAGACAGCCCAGCUCGGACAGAGCUGCUCAGGGCUAGGAAGUGGAGUGACAGUCAGCCCGCAGGUUUGGAGCAGGUGGGACGGACAGAAGACCACCCUGGACCAGGAGCCUCCACCAUGCCCACAUCUGCCCUACCCCGGACCGGCAGUGACCCCGUGUUACUAAAGACCCCGGUUCCCGUGGGGUCCAUUCCUGACAGCCUCAGGGCCUCCGAUGGGCAGCUUCACGCCAAGGGACCAACCAAGCCACCUCGAACACCCUCACUGAUGCUGCCUGAUGCCUCUGGACGCCCCCCUACAUACUGUGAGCUGGUGCCCCGAGUGCCCAAGGUCCAGGGAACAGCCCCUGGCCACAGCUGCCCAGAGCCAGAGGUGCCAUGGUGGGAGGCUGAGGAGGAGGAGGAAGAGGAGGAGAACGGAUGUUUCGCAAGACCACAGGCUGAGGUUUCUUUGAGCCCCCUUGGCAAGCCCUCCUGCCUGCUGGGCCCCCAGAAUCGGCCUCUGGAACCCGAGGUCCUGCGUACUCUCCGAGGCCUGUUCCUGGAGCACCAUUCGGAGAGUACCGCCCUCCACUUGCUAUUGGUGGACUGCCAGGCGACAGGCCUCCUGGGAGUGACCAGGGCUCAGCGGCGCGCCAUGGGGGUCGCCUCCGGCCUGGAGCUGCUCACGCUUCCCCACGGGCAUCGUUUGAGGUUGGAACUGCUGGAGAGGCACGAGGCGCUGAUGUUGGCGGGGGCGCUGGCUGUGCUGGGCUGCGCAGGGCCUCUGGAGGAACGCGCGGCUGCCCUAAAGGGCCUGGUGGAACUGGCCCUGGCGCUGCGGCCAGGGGCAGCGGGGGACCUGCCCGGACUGGCCGCGGUCAUGGGCGCCUUGCUCCUGCCCCAGGUGUCGCGACUGGAACGCACGUGGCGCCAGCUCCGAAGGAGCCACACCGAGGCUGCGCUGGCCUUCGAGCAGGAGCUGAAGCCGCUGAUGCGGGCGCUGGAUGAGGGAGCCGGACCGUGCGACCCUGGCGAGGUGACGCUGCCGCACGUGGCACCCGCGGUGCGCGUGCUGGAGGGCGAGGAACUCCCAGGGCCCUUGGAUGAGAGCUGCGAGCGGCUGCUGCGCACCCUGCACGGGGCGCGUCAGAUGGCCCAGGACGCGCCCAGAUUUCGCGAGACAGCGGCCCGGCGCCUGCGAGGGUCAAAGUCCCUAAGGGGCAAGGCACGUGCCUGGGCCCCGCCCCUAGCCUACCUGGCCCCUCCUCCAGGAUUCCGGCCCAACCCGGAUCUGAGAGAGGCCCUGACAACCAGUUUCUUGCGGAGGCUUCUCUGGGGGAGCCGAGGGGCUGAGGCACCGCGAGCCACACGUCUGGAGAAGUUCCAGCGCAUCCUCAGUGUCCUGUCGCAGCGCCUGGAGCCUGACCAUUGAAAGCACAGACCCCCUUCUUCACGCUAGGAUACCCAGGCUUCUGGGGAUCCCCAACAGGGACCAAGGAAGCCACCCCAGAUUCCUCACAAGGCCAGAUGCAGUGGGGACAUACAUCCUGCCUCACAAAAGGGAGGGGACCUGGUUUGCAAGAACCUACCAUGCCCUAAAAAUGCACAUGGAUCCUUGGGGACAGAAGCCUCCUCCCCAACGCUAGAAGACCCCUGACGUCUAGAGAUUCUGGACCCCCUCUCCCAGCCCCUACGCCUGCAUCCCCCCACCACCACCAAAUGGUGAAAUGUGGCUUUUAAUGUUAAAGAGAACUUGAAGAUCUA